Molecule: messenger RNA, 3443 nt
Organism: Pimephales promelas (fathead minnow)
Lineage: Eukaryota; Metazoa; Chordata; Actinopteri; Cypriniformes; Leuciscidae
Gene: znf513a
Product: zinc finger protein 513a
Biological process (GO): positive regulation of transcription by RNA polymerase II
Cellular component (GO): nucleus
Source: RefSeq, a predicted model, not a curated record
GGAAACAAGGAGCUGGCUUAAGUUCAGGAAGUAGUGCAUCUGUGCAUAAAGUCAAUUGUAAAAUUAUAGAACUGUUAGAAUUUAGCAUAAAAUUUUCUAGUGACCGUAAGUUUUUUUUUUUUUUUUUUAAUUUUGAAAACCAUUCUUUAAAAUUGUGAAAGCAGUCGCUAUAAAAUGUAUUACUUGGCUAUGACUGUUAUAUGAUGGCUACUGACAAAUCUUGAGGAUUUAAAACAUAUGCUUUAGAUGAUCUAUUGCUGGUAUUCAUGAAGAGACAUAUGUUCUCAAGACAGAUAUUAACUGCAAAGACUGACAAGUAAUGUUAACGCUAUUAUGCAAACGUGCUGCAUUUUGUCUGUCAGCAAGCAGUGUGAUCUUUCAUGUACAGAUGAGAGAUGAGAGCCUACCUCCCUGGAAAAUUUUACUGGUUUUGGCAUUCAGACAGAACAUACCAUUUCAAAAUGGCAAAUCAGGAAAAAAAUACACCAUUAUAUAACGGUCGUCAAGACAGUCAUCACCAUCAAGGACACAUUAUAAUAAGGCAUUUAGUCCAUCAUCAUCAUCAUCAUCAUCAUCAUCUCCUCUCAGGGUCUUUAUCAUAGUUGUCAUCAUCAUCAUCAUCAUCAUCUCCUCUCAUCAUCAUCAUCAUCAUCAGCAGGACCAUUAUAGUCAUCAUCAUUAUCAUUAGGCUGGGUAAUCAUCCACCUGGGGUUUCUGAAACGGGCGAUAUAAAGGCCCGUUCAGACUUCAGACUCACACAUUUCUACACAUUGCAUGUGCAUGAGGACAACACUUCGUUUCACGGAAAGACUGAGCAGAAACACUGUAGCCUUGGGUUUUGUUGGAGUACCACUUUUUAUUUGUUUCUAUCAGAAUUUACGUAACAUUUGUCCACUGGCUUAGUGGAUUGCAGAACACAUAUCUAUACAGCUGCAUAAUGUAAUGCAGUGUCCUGCUGUGGUCCUGUACAGCUGACAUCAGUCUGCCCGGCUUCCCCCUGGGAGACGAGGAGAGCUCCCCCUUCAGCCGCCUCAGUAUGGAGAGUGACGCUGACGACCUCCGCGCAACCGAAAGCGAGCGUGAAGAGAGGGUUUCUGAGUCUGCCUUUCCCUCUUACCUCUCUUGCAGGGGCUGUGGUCAGCUCCUGGAAGACCCCCUGGGACCCGGCAUGGACUUGGUGGGGCCCUACUGCAUGCGCUGCUGCAAAGGGAAUGCGGAUGGUGUUGUGGACAGGAAGCUCUGUUUGGGCUUAGGCUUACAAGCGGAGUCUAGAGGGGGAGGGAAUGAGGGCGCUGGUGGCGAGGAUGGCUCCCUGAAGCUCCACUCAUGCACGCUCUGUGGUUUCACUUCACGCUACACUAACCACGUUAAGAGGCACAUGAAGACACACAAUGGCGAAAAACCAUACGGGUGUCCGCUGUGCUCCUACGCAUCGGCACAACUAGUGAACUUGCAAAGGCAUUUGCGCAUACACACCGGAGAAAAGCCCUACAAAUGCAACCACUGCACGUUUGCAUGCAGUUCCUUAGGGAAUCUGAAGAGGCACCAGCGCAUGCAUUUAGCUGUAAGCCCGGGUCAGAGUGCCACUCAGCCGGUCAGUGGCAACUGUUUAAAUCACUCUACUGUGGGUCAGAAGGAAAAGGAAGCGGCUCCUGCCCCCACUGAAGUUGUAGGUGCUGUGCAGUCUGUCUCGCGUCCCCACGUGGGAAGGGAUGGGAACUACUUGCAGACCUUUGAUGGCCUCAGGCUUGCACAGCCGUCGUCGACAGGGGCGUUGCAGUCAGGACAGGCUCCUUCUGAGCCUGCUUCCCUACCCCCCACGUUCUUCCCCUUCACUUGUCGUCUGUGUGGCAUGGCCUUGGAUGAUGAGGACGGGUCCUCGGCCCAGAUCUGCGCCAAGUGCACUCUGGAGAUGCUGACUAAGGACACAACUGGGUGCCCCGCUGAGCGAGGGGACAAGGUCUACACCUGUGCUGCCUGCCCCUUCCUCACCCACUACCCAAACCACCUGGCCCGCCACAUGAAGACCCACAGCGGAGAGAAGCCAUACAAGUGCCCGCAGUGCGAUUACGCCUCCGCCCACUUCGACAACCUCAAGCGGCACCAUCGAGUGCACACCGGCGAGAAGCCCUACAAGUGCCACCUGUGUGACUAUGCCUGCGGCAACCUGGCGAACCUCAAGAGGCACCAACGGGUGCAUUCCGGCGCCAAACCCUUUCAGUGUGCAAUCUGCAACUACAGCUGCAAUCAGAGUAUGAACCUGAAGCGGCACAUGCUGCGCCACACAGGCGAGAAGCCCCAUAAGUGCCAAGAGUGUGGGUACACCACUGGUCACUGGGACAAUUACAAACGACAUCAGAAGAAGCACAGCCUGACUACAGAUGGCUGGGUUAAAGCGCAGAUGCCUGGGAAUGAGGAAGAGGUGGAGGACGAGGAAGAGGUGUAGAUUAAAAUGGCAAGACAGUCGUCCAUAUGAGAUUUUACUGUAAUGGCAUAAGCGUUGAUAGUUGUCCUCCUUUUCUUUUGUGCCCAGAAUUAUUUGGGGAAUUGAUCAUAAGCUGCUACAUGAAGUCAAAUUCAAAGACAGUUACCUGAAUGUCCUAAUGUGGGGACUGUCCAAUCCUGCUCCUGGAAGACCAACCUUCCUGCUGACUCUAUAUAAACACACCUGAACCAGCUAAUCAAGGUCUUUAGGAUCAUUCGAAACUUCCUGACUGGUUUGGAGCCGGUUGACACCCAAACUCUGCAGGAAGGUGGUCCUCCAGAAGCAGGAUUGGACAUUCCUGAUUAAUGCCUUUGAACGAGGCAAAACGUUUGUUACUCAAAGCUCUCUAAGAGCGUUCUGAGCCUGAUUGUGGUUCAUUUAUUAGUGCCAAACACUACUGCACCACUGCCAUAGGAAGUUCUUCUUUAAGCCUGGCACAACGUUGCAUGCACUUAAGUUAACCUUGGUUGACUGUCUCGAGGUUUUAUGUAAUUGAUCAUUUUUCCAUCUUCACAGAUGAGCAUAUUGUUCUUUAUAGCAUAGUGAUCUUUAAUCAUCUUGUUUUUGCUCUCAAUAAUUCUGGGGGAUUGUGUUGCCUUUUGUUGUGUGUAUUUUAUUGUCUGUGAGAAAUGCCAUUGGUCUGAGUUUACUUGAAGCAAAAUGUUGCGUAGUGGAUUUUAGUGUCAUGCUAAACAUAGAGCUUUUAUUUUUGUAUGUGAUUUUAUUUUCUAUCUCUAAGGAAUGUUUGGCAUGUAUUUGCCACCCAUGGCAUUGUUAGCUAUACCGAAGGACGACAGUUAACGUAAACCCUAUUAUGCAGUUAAACCUUAAGGUUGCCAAGAAAUGACUGAACAUUGAAAUAUUGUAGGUGUGUGGUGCUUGAGUGUUUAUUGUUAUUAUGCAGUGGUUUCAUUAAUGCCUUAAAUAUCCUCGAAUAAAACAUUUGUGUUGAAACUUG